Messenger RNA from Cuscuta campestris, 1370 nucleotides. Lineage: Eukaryota; Viridiplantae; Streptophyta; Magnoliopsida; Solanales; Convolvulaceae. The record is from the annotation of a GenBank genome assembly.
AGAGGCUGAUGGAUCUUGAAUAAGAGGUUUAUACCCUCUUGCUUUGGCAAUUCCAUUAAUGGUUAGGACAAGUCAUGGAAGUCUUCUCAAUCCGACUUGUGAAAGAAAAUUAUACUACUCCAUUAUUUUCUUUACACAAGAGCAAGUAUUCUUCCUGGAUUUUUUUAACGCAAGAGCCCUAGGUCUGCCGCCUCAUCAUUCUCAAUUGCUCCGGACAGCUUGAAAUCAUAGCAACACAGCGCCGUCGAAGAUGGAAGAUUCACAAGAGAAUGGUAAGCGAAAGGAUUAUAAAACUUGGUCAACCGAAGAGAGUAACAUAUUGCUGCAAUUGAUGGUUGAUGGAGCAAAACGUGGUCUACGUGAUGUUAAUGGAGUCAUUACAAAACAAACAGUGGAAAAGAAACUUCUUCCAAAACUUAAGGAAAAACUUGGUUAUGAAAUUAGUUUUAGUCAAUAUCAAAGUAGAGUGAAAUGGUUUAAGAAACAAUAUUCUAAUUACUCUAAGCUUCUACGCCAUAAUUUUGGAUUUGGGUGGGAUGCAACCACAAAGAAAUUCACUGCUCCUAAUGAAAUAUGGGAAGAUUACUUAAAGGAAAUGGAACUGCAACAUGCAUGAAUGCAAUUGGCCUUGGCAAUGACACAGAUGCCACUAUAUUACAAGUAGAAGAAGAAGAUGAAGUUGAUGGAGAAAACACCUUUAAGAGACACAAGAAGUUUCAACAAAGUGUUGAAGGCUUUGAAUACAAUAGCACCACAUCUUAUGGCCAAACCAGAGUCUGUACCAUACAUCAUCAAAGAGAGCACAAGGAUUGUGUUGGAGCGAUAGACGACACCCAUAUUCCAGCAAUGGUAGUUGGGCGUGAAGUAAGUAGUUAUCGCAAUCGUCAUGGGACUAUAUCUCAAAAUGUCUUAGCUGUAUGCAAUUUUGAUCUGCAAUUCAUUUACGUGCUUAGUGGAUGGGAGGGUUUUGCCCAUGAUUCAAAAGUUUUAAAUGAUGCACUUUCUAGACCAAAUGGGCUCAAAGUGCCAUCAGCUCCGGAUGAAGACACAACAAAUGAAACAGAUGAGAGUUAUGAAUGGGAUGAUACUCAAACACAAGAUCAACAACAAGAGAAAGCUAACGAAUGGAGAUUGAAUCUUGCAAAUGAAAUGUGGGCAACAACUAAUAGUGAAAAUAGUUAAUUCUUUACUUUAUUUGUUUUACAAUUAGAUUUGUUUUCAUUUUUGUUGAAACAUUUGAUUGAGAUGAUGAAUUUUAUACAAUGCAAUGUUUUUUUUUAUCUAUUUUAUUAGUAUACUUACUUUUCCCUUGUGUGCUAGGUCAAAUUUUAUUUUACAUUGUCAAUUAGUAUUAAAAAUAAUACAAUUAG